CACAUAUUUAUAACAUCACUUUUUUAUUUACAUUUAUAGCUUUUUGGAAAGUUCGAAUUCUUUUUAUGCAGAUAUAUUUAGAAAAACAAAUAUUUAGUGUAUUUUAAAGUGGUUUUGUGAAGUCAGCAAUGAUAUUUCAAGAAUCCUAUACAUCUUUCGUAUAAUAUAUCAUCGUUUCAGUAUUUUUCUCUUCAUAAAUUGGAAUGGCAGCAAAUAAAGAAGUAAGGACUCCAAAAAAACCCCAAGCAGAAACCAUAACGCCCCACAAGCUCUCUGUGACAAUUUUGAUCCGUAAUUACUGCAUGUAUCGUGAGUCUGAUGAAUAUAAAAAUAUAGAAGAUAAAGCAUUAUGUUGCAAGCAUAGACGAGACAUGUGUGUAUUAAUAUUGCGCUUGCUGCAGAGUCCCGAUCUGUCUUUGAGUAAGUUGCAAGAUCUGCUCACUAGUAGCAAAUAUGUCAUACCAAGUGAAGUUGUGGAAUCAUUAGAUAAAGAUCUACAUGAUCUGUACAGUGGAGGUAUAGGGUUUUUGUUAGAUAUUGUGGAAAGCUUGGAGAAAAUUAUGGCCGUACCAGACAGUAGCCUGAAUGAAAGCAAAUCUCUUAUGAUAGGGAGUGUUUUUGCAAAAACAAGCAUUGUGGGGCACUAUAUCAGGAGAUUUGCUGUCUAUUUUGACAAACUUACUUUCUCAGAAAUGACUGCUGUUUAUGAAAAUUUCCAAAAAUAUUAUGAACAGUGGCAGAAAAAUUUCAUAAAACAUGGUAAAACUCAAGAAAAGGAUAUGGAUGUUUGGGCAGAUAAUAAAGAAACAUGGUCUAGAAGGCAGGCAGAGUUGUUCAUAGCAACUCAGGCUGCCCUAUUAUCAAACAAUGAAGGCAAGGCGCUGCCUCCUGAUGAGUUGCAUAAACGCAUUAUGAACAUUCUAGAGUCAAACCCUGACCUGGUUGGUGCCCAUUUUCUCUCCUACCUCAACUACCUACGUGUCGAUGAGUUUUGUGGGGCCAUGAGAAGCCUAUUCAACUGCUUUGAUGCCGGUCUUGACCCCAAUGUCAAGUACUUUGGUGAUGGAAAGAGUAAGCGACACAGAUUUGCCGCCUUGAACUUAGCAAUCCUUCACUACCAUUUUGGACAUGUUGAGGAGGCCUUAGCUGCGCUAAAGGAGUCUAUAAAAAUUUCUCAAGAAGCCAAUGAUAAUGUCUGUCUCCAACAUGCUCUUUCUUGGUUAUAUAGACUCACCACAGUCAAUGAAGACAAGCUCAUUGUGCAGUGCAUACUGAAGAGUACAGAGUUGAGUUUAAGCUAUACAGCUUCUUUAGGAUUACAAACAUUUGGUCAAUAUGGCUGCCUAAGGACGGGUAAAUCGUACGCAAUUUUCGAAACGCUGGCCAAGAGUGACAUGAUCAACUGUCAGCACAACUACAAAGACCUGAUUUCAAACAAUUAUGCCAUGAAAGCAGCUCUGUGGCAAGUUUAUGGGAAAACAGAAAUGUCUUCAUUGUGGAGUCAGUUAUUACUUUAUCAGUUAAAAUGUGGAACAGUUUAAAUAAUGAUGUAAAGAACAUGGACUGCGUGUUCCCAUCCAAAUCCUACCACGGAGACGGCUUCUGUCUAGCAGUUUGCAACGUAGGCAACUGCUUGCUUCUCGAAGGCGACUACCACCUCACCAACUGCAUCCUGGGCUACGCGAAGCGAAGGUUCCCCAACGAACCUAACAGCCACAUUUGGAUGCUGUGUGAAAACUAUUUCGUCUUCACGCGCUCCAUGAUGCGCGAGCAAUGGCUCGAAGCCGAAAGUGCUGCGCAGAAGAUCGCUGUGCAUGAUAAGUGGGAGGGUCUUCUUAGGUUGGCAGAGGUGUCCUAUCAAAGGCAGGAUUAUGCCGAGGCGCAGAAGUUGAUUGAAAUCUUGCUGCAUCAGUACGAGAAUGACAGUUCGUAUAGAUUCAACGACAGAUACUACUACAUCCAAGCGAAAAUCCUAGAAGCAGAAAUCCAGUUUUCAUCCAGCUACCCGAACAUCUCCCAAGGCGUCCUAUCUACGCUCUACGCCACACUAACCGAAGCCAGAUCUUCAUCCCUCGAUUACCAAACAAAUUUGAUCUAUUUGCACAUCGCAAAGUGCUUUUUGACGCUUGGCUUGACUAGUCAAGCAUUGGUGGUGCUUGACAAGUGCAUGAUUCAAGUACUGGCACAUGGAGGUCGGUAUGAUAGGGCUAGGGCUGUGUUGUUGUUUGCAAAGUGUCUUAUCAGCGAAUCUCAUAAGGACGAAGAGAAAGAUGAGAGAAAAAAGGUAUUAGCCCAAUGUGCAGAGAUGCUGAAAAAAGUCAAAGAAGAUUUCGAAAAAGUAGAAGCAUUUUCCAGGGCUAAAGAUGUGCUGUAUUUGCAAGCACAUUUGUAUAAUUUGCUUAACCAAAAAGCUGCAAGGAACAAGUGUGCGUUACAGUACAGACUUUUAGAUGAAGAAUAUAAAACUGAAAAUUUUCAAAGGCUGAUUAAGUAUUUGUAAUUUAUUGUAGGCUGAUAUGUAUAUAAAUAAAUCUUUUCGAGGCA
Molecule: messenger RNA, 2544 nt
Organism: Acanthoscelides obtectus
Lineage: Eukaryota; Metazoa; Arthropoda; Insecta; Coleoptera; Chrysomelidae
Source: the annotation of a GenBank genome assembly